Messenger RNA from Lathyrus sativus (Indian pea), 393 nucleotides. The record is from the annotation of a GenBank genome assembly. Lineage: Eukaryota; Viridiplantae; Streptophyta; Magnoliopsida; Fabales; Fabaceae.
AUGGUGAGAGUGAGUGUGUUGAAUGAUGCUCUUAAAAGCAUGUACAAUGCUGAGAAAAGAGGAAAGCGUCAAGUCAUGAUUCGACCAUCUUCCAAAGUCAUCAUCAAAUUCCUCAUCGUUAUGCAGAAGCACGGAUAUAUUGGAGAGUUUGAGUAUGUUGAUGACCAUAGAUCUGGGAAAAUUGUUGUUGAAUUGAACGGUAGGCUGAAUAAAUGCGGUGUUAUUAGUCCCCGUUUUGAUGUCAGUGUCAAAGAGAUUGAAGGUUGGACUGAAAGGCUUCUCCCUUCUAGACAGUUUGGAUAUAUUGUAUUGACUACCUCUGCUGGCAUUAUGGAUCACGAAGAGGCUAGGAGAAAGAAUGUUGGUGGUAAGGUCCUUGGCUUCUUCUACUAG